CUCGUUACGAACGUGAUUAUACGGGACUAUUCUCUUUUAGUUGUGGCGAAUAGGAGUGAGUGGCCUUUUACAAAAUGGGGGCCUACAAGUAUAUGCAGGAGUUAUGGAGAAAGAAGCAAUCUGAUGUUAUGCGGUUUCUGCUGCGACUUCGUUGCUGGCAUUAUAGACAGCUGACAAGUGUACAUCGUGCUCCUCGACCAACACGUCCCGAUAAGGCUCGUCGUCUAGGCUACAGAGCCAAACAAGGUUAUGUUAUUUACCGAGUGAGAAUCCGUCGUGGAGGUCGCAAGAAACAGGUGCCUAAGGGCUGUACUUAUGGAAAACCUAAAAAUCAUGGAGUAAACCAACUGAAGCCUGUCCGAAACAAGCAGUCAGUUGCUGAGGAACGUGUUGGCAGACGUUGUGGAGCUCUUCGAGUUAUGAAUUCAUAUUGGAUAGCACAGGAUUCUACAUAUAAAUAUUUUGAGGUUAUCCUGAUUGAUCCAUACCACAAGGCUGUUCGUCACGAUCCUAAAGCCAACUGGAUAGCUAAUGCUGUUCAUAAGCAUCGUGAACUACGUGGUUUGACCUCAGCUGGCCGCAAGUCUCGUGGUUUGGGUAAAGGUCAUAGGUACUCCAAGACUAUUGGUGGUUCUCGUCGUGCUUGCUGGAAGAGAAGGAACACCUUGCAGCUGCGCAGAAAACGUUAACUUUUUUUUUCAAACACUGUGAAAUAAAAAUAAAAAAAGAUUAAGUGGA
Messenger RNA from Limulus polyphemus (Atlantic horseshoe crab), 738 nucleotides. RefSeq names its product 60S ribosomal protein L15-like (gene RpL15). Bases 75 to 689 code for a protein of 204 amino acids. The transcript has 4 exons. Gene Ontology annotation, molecular function: structural constituent of ribosome; RNA binding. The record is from RefSeq and is a predicted model, not a curated record. Gene Ontology annotation, biological process: cytoplasmic translation. NCBI's taxonomy places the organism in Eukaryota, Metazoa, Arthropoda, Merostomata, Xiphosura, Limulidae. Gene Ontology annotation, cellular component: cytosolic large ribosomal subunit; ribosome.